This is a messenger RNA of Gadus macrocephalus (Pacific cod), 4775 nucleotides long. Its product is annotated as ubiquitin-associated protein 2-like. Gene Ontology annotation, molecular function: protein binding. The coding region runs from base 520 to 3981 and encodes 1153 amino acids. The transcript is spliced from 29 exons. Gene Ontology annotation, cellular component: nucleus; cytoplasm. The record is from RefSeq and is a predicted model, not a curated record. Lineage: Eukaryota; Metazoa; Chordata; Actinopteri; Gadiformes; Gadidae.
AUCUUAAGUUUCCAUACGUUUUUGUAGAGUUUCCUAGCUAGCCAUGGUAGCUUAGCGGCGUAUUGUCGAACGGCCCGCACACAUGCACACACAGGGGAAUGAGCUAUCAACGUAGCACUGACAGGCCAUCCGUUCCUUGAUCACUUUCUUGUGAAACAGCUAAACACACGCAACAAUCUUCGUAGCAUAGAUCAAAUUGUAGUAUAAACGGCGAGAGAAAUUGUUUUUGAACGUGCUUAUGUAUUUUUAGGCGUUUCUGUACAGUUUUAACUAUAAUAUUCAAACUAACGUUUGUAGGCUGUUGCUAACUUUAGCUAAAGACGUUAGCAUUAUAUUAGCUACUGAGUCACACAAAGGAGUCCUCCUCCUUGUUUAAUCUUAAUUAUUAUAUUUAGGUUAAUCGUCCGUUUAGUUGUCUGCUGUUUCCAGUUAGUAACUUGGUGGGGAUUGUGAUUAUCCGCGGUUCAUUAAAAAAGAUUUUUUCUAUUUUGUACAUACAUUGUUCUGUAUAUACUGUAUAUGAUGACUUCAGUGGUGAGCAGUCCUGCCCGGGCCACGCGGGAAAGAACACUGCCCACCAGCACACAAACCACACAGAAGCAAAUCCAGGCUACGGCAGAUCAGAUUCGUCUAGCCCAGGUAACCUUUGAAAAAAAGGAUGCAGACUUUGAGGAUAAGGUCAAACAGCUGAGUGAAGUGAGUGGGAAGACCCAAGAUGAGUGUGGGAUAGCCCUCCACGACUGCAAUGACGAUGUCAACAGAGCCAUCAACUUCCUCCUGGAGAGCCCCUCAGACACAACCUCCUGGGAGACGGUGGGGAAGAGGCGUAGUGUGGGGAAGGAGGCAGGGCCCUCUGAGAUCAAGGAGAGGAGGGGAGGAGAGCGGGAGGCCAGCCGUGGUCGUGGUGGAGCCAACAGGAGGGGCCGGGGCAUCAGCAGAGGACGUGACGGUCGGUCAGAGGAGAACGGCUUUGAGGUGGUGGCUCCUGGGGAGAGAGAGGGAGAACGUGGUCGUAGGGGGCGCGGCAGAGGAGUCGGAGUGCGUGGUAGAGGCAGAGGCGCUGUCGGCUACAGGUUCUCGUCCCAGGGAAUGGGGACUUUCAACCCGGCGGACUACACGGCUAAUUCUGGGGGUGUUCGCAAGGAAACGUGGGACACUGACGGCAACGACGGUGCUGAGGGAACUGCUUGGAGAGGAACUCUGGAAGACUGGGCUUCAGAAGACUGGAACGAAGAUUUGUCUGAGACCAAAGUGUUCACGGCGUCCUCCGCUCCAGAAAACAUCCCCCCUGGACACGGCGUGGACCUCUCCAGCCUGAUGGCCAAGACGGGAGUGGCGGGAGCCUCCGUGGAGUCUGAACUGGGGGCUAUGGUGGACGCGCCCGUCGACGGUUUGGGCCAAAGCCUGGUGUUCACCAAUUCCCACCACAACGGACGCACUGCUACACACAGCUACGCUCACGCCGCCGCCAACAGUAGCAGCUACGCCCACGCUGCCUCUGCCAACACCUCCUAUGCACAUGCUUCUCUGUCCUCUCUGCUUGGAUCUGGAUUUGGCUCUCUGAGCGCAGCCAAGCCUUCCUCUGAUGUCAGGAUACCAGAGCAACUUAACAGCCCAAGGCUUGGCCAGAGGACAAGCCAGAAGAUGGUCAACCCUGGCAACGGCAGCUUUGUGAAAGAGGCAUGUCCACAACAUGGCCCCUCCCCCUCUAUGGACGUUAAGGCCCAGAGAAUGGACAACGGACCCCUUUCUGCACAUCAUUUGGAGCUGAAGUCUCAACCCGAGCCCUCAGCCGUGCUGAGCCAGCUGAGCCAGCGGCAGCAACAGUCAAUCUUACCUGCACCUGAGCCUUCGGCCCUGUCUCUACAGCAUGCCCCACAGGUCCCCACCCAACCAGGUCAUGAGUCCUCGCUGCCUCCCGCAAGAGACGGAGCUUCACCAGGAGUGAAGGGCAUGGACCCCCCCAUCUCAGAACCCCCACAGAGACAGAUGAAGACUCAGAAACGCAGAAUUCCCCUUCCUUCAAAGAUCCCUUCCUCAGCGGUGGAGAUGCCUGGCUCCACGGAGAUGUCAGAUCUCAAUGUGCAAUUUGGAGCGCUGGACUUUGGAUCUGAGGCCGGCGCCGGCUCGGGGGAUAUGUGCCAGGCGGAGUCUGCCAGGGAUGCAGUAACACCUUCAGCCCACAUGUCGGUCCCCACACAGCAGUCCCAGAACAGCCUGUUCUCCAAGCCUGGACCCGUCAGUGAACCUAUUAGCAGCAUGUCUACGCUACCGUUGGCCGUGUCUGAUCCCAGCUUCCCCUCCCCUUCCCUGGGCUUACCCAGUGCCACUCCCUCCCCCUCCCUGGGUCUGCCCAGUGCCGGGGCUUCCCCCUCAGCUCCCUCUAUGGGACGGGUGGACAGCACCGGACCCCGGUCCCUGCCCCCCCAUCUUGGCUUCUCCCAAAACAAAGACAUGCCCUCAGUGACAGGAGCCCUGACGAAUGGCUUCAAUGGUAUGAAGACGCAGAGCGCCCAGGAUUGUAUGUCUUCUGCAUCUAAAGUGGGGAAGGCGGAGUCUCCUGUGAUGACUAGUGACUGUGGCCCCACCCACCACAUCCCUUCCCCUGUAGUGACCCCCUCCCACCAAGCACCUCUCCCAUCCCUCAGCAGUCACAUGACUAGCACUCACUCAUCUGGAUCUACACUCGGGACGAGCUCCAGCCUCACUAUGAGCAGCGAGGACAGCAGCGGUGGUGGGAUGCAUGGCUUCUCCUCACUGUCCAGCGGGCCGGUCCACCCAAGUCCCAUGGUUCACAUGGGCGUCAGCAGUGGCAGCUCCAACGGCCUCCAUCCCGGGGGUGCGCCGGGCCUUACCUCCAACGUCUCAAAUAAUGUCAACACCGUUCUUUCAGCCACGGGCGGCCGCACAGCGCCCCUGCUCACCACUUCUGGUAAAGCUCCCCCUAACCUGGCCCAGGGAGUCCCUCCCCUGCUGGCCAACCAGUACAUCAUGGGCCCUGGUGGUCUGCUUCCUGCCUACCCGCAGAUCUAUGGCUACGAAGAGCUGCAGAUGCUCCAAUCCCGCCUUCCCAUGGACUACUAUGGUAUGACAUUCCCUGGUACGACGGCGGCAAUGCCUGGUAGAGAUGGUCUCGCCAACAAUCCCUACUCUGGUGAAGCCACUAAGUUUGGCAGGGGAGACUCGUCCUCCCCGGCCCCCCCCACCAGCCUGUCCACAGGCGGGGUGCAGUCUCAGGGUCAGCAGCCCCUCCAGGCUGGAGGCCAGAGCCAGGCACAGAGCCAGGGCCAGCAGACCCAGAACCAGGCCUUCCUUAACCCCCCUCUCCCCCCAGGCUAUGGAUACACUGGACUGCCCUACUACGCCGGCAUGCCCGGAGUGCCCUCUGCCUUCCAGUAUGGCCCAACGGUCUUCGUUCCUCCUGUCACGGCUAAACAGCAGAGCAUGGGCCUGGCCAACCCCUCCAGCCAGUACCACCAACAGCACCAGCCCAGCUACGGACAGCACGCCUACGGCACAGCCUUUGACGACCUGUCUCAAGCCCACGCUGGGGAGUACAAUAAGGGAGGGUACGGCAGCUCUGCCCAGUCCCAGGCCAAGGCAUCAGGCAGCGGCCCAGGGAAAGCUCCAGGGCUGUCUGGGUCCGGCAGCAGUGGAGUACCUGAUAUGGGAGGCUCCAUUUACAACAAAACCCAGUCCUUCGACAAGCAGGGCUUCCACACAGGAACACCCCCGCCCUUCAGUCUGCCUUCUGCCCUUGGGGGUACAGGUCCCCUGAACCCUGGGGGGGCUCCUGGAUACGCUCCCGCCCCCUUCCUGCACAUCCUGCCCCACCAGCAGCCCCACUCCCAGCUGCUGCACCAUCACAUGGCUCAGGAUGGACAGGGCGGUCCCGGUCAGCGCAACCAGUCCAGCGGCAUGCAGCAGAAGACUCAGGGCAGCAAGUCCAACUAUAGCAGUUCUCCUUAUUGGGCCAACUGAGUAACGCCUCCUCGUGUCCCCAUCCACCCUCCUCAAGGCUCUCUCUCGCUCUGUGUUUUUGUGAGUGUGUGUGUACGCACACACAUGGCCCUGUGUGUAGGCUGAAAAUGCAACAAACGCACACUACUUACAAUGAGAAACCAGGGUCUCGUUAACCGAAACCCCCAUGCCCUCCGCAAGUCCUCAAACUCUUUACGUUCUCUCUACACCCCCCUUUCCAAAUUGGUUGUACAUGUAAGAUAUUUAUGUAUGUAUUUAUAUAUAUAUAUACUGUAUAUGUAAGAGUGGAACAUGAACUGUGGUUGCUGCGUUAUCUUUUUGAAGGAUUUUUUUUUCUUUUUGGUUGACUCUUUCAAUACCGCAGGAUAAAAUGUUACAUAAGGACAAAGGAAUAUUGAUGUUGAGUGAGCAAUACAGAAACAAGUGAUCCCACGCCCCUUAUAACAAGGAGAGCCAAUAGCACUGACUGUUUAUGAGGACGCUUCAGAUGGAGGGCAGGGUGGAGGUGUUGUAAUGUCUAACUGCAUUUGUCUUUUUUUUAUAUAUAAAUAUAUCCACACAUGACUUCCUGAGUAACCAGGCUUGUCCCAAGAGAUUACGUUCAUCUUUUAAGACGCCAUUUUGUAGCCAUAGUACUUCCCGACCCCCCCCCCCCUUUUUUUUUCCUCUCGAGACCUGCCUCCUGCGGACUCAUCGUGUCCGUCUCCCAAAGACGCGUCAUAUACAUUUUAUAUUCUAAUUUAAUUUUAACCCUCAUUUCACAAAAUAAAAGUUUUCAGCAGUUGGAGCUAAAA